AUGUUCACAAACGCCCUCAAAUCCUUUACCUCCAACAUCACCUCCAACUACAUCCUCUCUCCCGAACCAACCACCUACUGCGGCCCAUGGCGAAUCCACGACGCAAAAAAGAAGAAAACGAACCAAGCCGUCUCUGUCUGGAUUUUUGAGCGGAAAUCGCUUGAGUCGGGCGGCGGCUCCAGCAAUGGUCUCUCGCUCCGUGGUGGUGGUAGCUCCAGGGAUGGCCUCAAGGCCGCACAGGACGAAGUUGUGGAGAGGUUGAAGAAAGGGGCCAGCUUACUUGCAAGAUUGCGACACCCAUGCGUGCUGGAACUUGCGGAGCCGGUAGAAGAUACGCGAGGUGGGGGGUUGAUGUUUGCGACGGAGGCUGUCUUGAGCAGUCUUUCGAAGCUGCUGCAAGAGAAGGAUGAGGAGGAGGGCAGAAGUAAUGGGAGAUAUGGAAGGGAGAGCGCAAUAGGUGGUAGGAGACGAGCAGAUAUUGAUAUCGACGAGUUGGAGAUCCAGAAGGGCUUGCUGCAGAUCGGGAAGGCGUUGGAGUUUCUUCACGAGAGUGCAGCAUUGGUUCAUGGGAACAUCACGCCGGAUGCUGUCAUGAUCAAUGCUAAGUCUGACUGGAAGCUCACUUCUCUAUCAUUCACGAUUCCAUCUACAAACCCCCCACUCCCACCGGCGUUCGACGCCCGUCUACCUCCGAAUGUUCAGAUUGCUCUCGACUACGCUUCCCCAGAACUUGUUCUCGACAACUCCAUCUCACCAUCUACAGACUUGUUUUCCCUUGGGCUUCUUAUCGUGGCCCUGUACAACCACCCGCACAAAUCCCCUCUUGAAACACACAACUCAACUUCCAGUUACCGACGCCUCCUCAGCACACCAUCGACCACCCCGAAUACAUCCAACAAUUUCCUUUCUUCGAAGCCGCUCCCGCGAGCCCUUGUCGAUGCUCUUCUCCCGCACCUUCUCACCCGCCGACCCGCUGGCCGCAUCACUGCGCGCGAAUUCCAGGAGAACGAGUAUUUCGACAACAUCCUCGUCUCUGCCCUGCGCUUCCUCGACAGUCUCCCCGCCAAAACCCCUAGUGAGAAAUCUGCUUUCAUGCGAGGCCUCCCAAAGGUCCUCCCACAGUUUCCCCGCAGCGUUCUAGAAAAGAAGAUUCUCCCGGGCCUUGUCGAAGAGCUGCGAGACGGCAGUAUGCUAGCGCUCGUCCUUCCGAACGUUUUCGCCAUUGCCGAAGCCGGCUCCGCCCGCCUUUUCAGCGAGAAGGUCCUACACAAGCUGAAAGAAGUGUUCUUACCCCCCGGCGGCACUAGCGCACCCUCCACCGAGCCCAAGACCGCCGCGGCCAAGAUCGCGGAGCGUGAGAAGGAAGCUGGGCGUGAAGGCGGGCUGACGGUCGUGAUCUCGAGCCUACCCAUCAUAAUGGAGAAGACAACGUCGCGCGAGUUCAAGGAGGAUAUCCUGCCCAUUUACCAGCUUGCGCUCGAGUCGCCGACACAUGCACUGCAGGACCUGGCGUUAAGGUCACUGGUGGUUAUACUCCCAAAGCUAGACUUUCCGACAUUAAAAAAUGACCUGUUCCCCGUGGUGGCUUCAGUAUUCACGAAGACCUCGUCGCUGGGUAUCAAGAUUCGUGGGCUGGAGGCGUUUAAGGUGCUGUGUGGGGGGACGCCCCCGGUUAAUACUGAUGGCUUGGAAGGGUUCAAUAAGAUUGAGAAGCAGAGAGCCGGGGACUGCCCGGUGCUGGAUAAGUACACGAUUCAGGAGAAGGUGGUGCCGCUAUUGAAGGGUAUCAAGACGAAGGAGCCAGCAGUGAUGAUGGCAGCACUAGAGGUUUUCUCAGAGAUUGGGAAGAUCUGUGACCGGGAAAUCGUAGCAAUGGAGUUACUGCCAGGGCUGUGGACCAUGAGUUUUGGCCCGCUGCUGGGUCUGGAGCAGUUCCAAGCAUUCAUGGCCACAAUCAAAUCCCUCUCCUCAAAGAUCGAACAAGAGCAAACCCGCAAACUCCAAGAACUCUCCUCCUCUGGCCCCAGCAACCCCAGCAACGGCGCGGGUGAAUUCCUAUCAUUCGGCGGCAUCCCCGGCGCCAACACCGGCUCCUCCGGCGGUGACGGUGACGCCUUCGCAGACCUCGUCUUCGGCAAGAGCAAGCCCAGUAAUGGCACCAGUAGCCCCGGCUGGGGCGGCGCCGGCAGCAGCAACAAUGAUAUUGGCUCGAGCUUGGGCCCGGCGCCACAAAAGAAGCAGGAGACGGCAUCGUUCAGCUGGUCCACGCCCAGCAGCGCAACACAUAGUCCGCCGCCCAGCCUGCGACCACAGCGGGCCGCCACACCAGACUCACGAUUCGCGCCAUUGACGCCAUCGUCACCGGGAAUUCCACCACCGCUCAGUAGCAGCAACAGUAUGAGCAUGGGAAUGGGCAUGGGCAUGGGCAUGGGUAUGGGCACACUACAGCCGCAGCCCUCCCCCGGCUUCGGCAGCACAACCGCCCUCCGCCCACAGCAGCCGCAGCAACAGCAGCAACAAAACACACAGAAUAAUAUGAGCGGCAUGACAAUCGACUGGUCCUCCGUUGCCGGUACAAAGAAGCCAACGCUCAGCACGGCGCCGUUGACGCCGAAGCCGAGCACUUCCAUUAACUACGGUAUGGGACUGGGUAUGGGUAUGAACCAGGCCCAGGCCCAGGCCCAGAACCGGAACAAUGGGUUCCCGUCGCUGCAGCCGCAGCCGCAACAGCAGCAACAGAGCCAUCCGACGAUACUGUAUGGGCAGACGCGGCAGCAGGCAGCGCCAGCGCCGCAAGGGACAGGCGCGUUUGCGGGCUUUAUGAUACCGCCGCCGCCUGGGAGUGGUGGUGGCGGAGGCGGUAUGGGUAUGGGAGGGGUGGAGGGAUGA
Molecule: messenger RNA, 2889 nt
Organism: Morchella importuna
Lineage: Eukaryota; Fungi; Ascomycota; Pezizomycetes; Pezizales; Morchellaceae
Exons: 3
Coding region: 1-2889 (962 amino acids)
Biological process (GO): protein phosphorylation
Molecular function (GO): ATP binding; protein kinase activity
Source: RefSeq, a predicted model, not a curated record